AUGCAAAGGUAACCUUCCAGCUUCUGGAGAAAUACCCGCACCUGGCAGACGUUAUAGGGACUGGAGUUGAUUCGUGGAAGAUAGCGCUGCGGAACAAAUUCAAAAAUGCACGAAGAAAAAUGACUGGAGAUGCGCGCAUUGAGGAGAAUAGGAAGAGGUUUGCUGCAAAGAAAAGAUCUAGUGGACCUGAUGAUGAACUGCGAAGGAAGAAGGGGAAAAUGAGCACCAAUACUGUUUUUCCAUUUGGAGAAGAUGAAACCAGCCUCGUGGCACAUGAAACAUGGCUUCUUGCCGAGUCUGGGAAACCUUUGCCAAACGAGAAAGAAAUGGAAUCAAGGAUGGCAUUGACAGCACAAAGAAGAAUUGCAAGCAUAGCAAGAAUGAGCGUCAUCGACAUGAAACAAAAGUUUCCUUAUUUAAUGGACUCGCGUCGGUUUAUCAAGGACUUCGAAACGCUUGUCAAGGAAGAAGUGAGGCCGAAGAUGUCUACUGGGAUAGAUAAAAUAGUCGAGCUUGCCAUGAAAAAGCAUGUGAAAUGCAGGGAGGAUGAACUGCGCUUGCUGCUGGAAGCCUCUGAAAUGGAUGCAGGAAAACUUCGAACACGUCAUAUACAGACUGUGGCAGUGCUUCAGAUUCUGGCCCAGAAUGUCCGAGAAUGUGCAGCGGUACGUAUUCUAUUUGUACAAGAAGUAAAUUUUUUAUUGUGCUGAUGUUACUGGAUGUGUACUAAAGAAUAAGUUCUGUAUCCUAGUGCAAUGGUAGUCUGUCUCCAGUGACAAGCCAAGCUAUUGCCUCUGCUUUAGCUGCAGCAUUGCAGACAAUGUUU
This is a messenger RNA of Dermacentor andersoni, 826 nucleotides long. Lineage: Eukaryota; Metazoa; Arthropoda; Arachnida; Ixodida; Ixodidae. The record is from RefSeq and is a predicted model, not a curated record.